AUGUCUGGAGAGCGAGAAAAAAAUGUGAUUCACUGGUUUCGCAAAGGGCUACGUCUUCACGACAAUCCAGCCCUCAAAGAAGCACUUAAAGGAGCCAAUACCAUUAGGUGUGUCUAUACACUAGAUCCGUGGUUUGCAGGAUCUUCUCAAGUCGGCAUCAACAAAUGGAGAUUUCUCCUAAAUUGUCUCGAAGAUUUGGAUGCAAGUUUACGUAAAUUAAACUCAAGACUUUUUGUUGUGCGUGGUCAACCAGCUGAUGUAUUUCCACAGUUAUUCAAGGAAUGGAAUAUCACCACAUUGUCAUUUGAAGAAGAUCCUGAACCUUUUGGCAAGGAUAGAGAUGCUGCCAUUUGUACUUUGGUCAGAGAUGCUGGAAUUGAAGUUAUCAUCAAAACUUGUCACACUUUAUAUGAUUCAAAAGCAAUUCUUGAUAAAAAUGGAGGAAGACCCCCCUUGACUUACAACAAAUUCCAGAAAAUUCUGGCAGAAAUGGAUUUACCUCCACGACCGCUGGAAACAGUGACUGCCAGUGAUUUUGGAAACUGUAGGACCCCUUUGUCUGUUGACCAUGAUGAAAAAUAUGGAGUACCAACGCUGGAAGAACUUGGGUUUGAUACUGAAGGAUUAGGUCAAACUAAUUUUCAUGGUGGGGAAACUGAAGCAUUAGCCAGGUUGGAUAGACACUUGGAGAGGAAAGCUUGGGUAGCCAGCUUUGAGAAACCCAAAAUGACUCCCCAAUCAUUGUUUCCCAGUCAUACAGCACUUAGCCCUUAUUUGAGGUUUAGCUGUCUUUCACCACGUUUGUUCUACUGGAAAUUAACAGAACUUUACACAAAGAUUAAAAAAAAGAGCAAUCCCCCACUUUCCUUACAUGGACAAUUGCUUUGGAGAGAAUUCUUCUACACUGCUGCAUCCAACAAUCCUAGAUUUGACCAAAUGGUUGGAAACCCUGUUUGUGUUCAAAUUCCAUGGGACAUAAACCAAGAAGCAUUGGCCAAGUGGGCUGAGGGUAUGACUGGUUUCCCCUGGAUAGAUGCUAUCAUGAAACAGUUACGGAAAGAAGGCUGGAUCCAUCACCUUGCUCGGCAUUCAGUUGCUUGUUUCUUAACCAGAGGUGAUCUUUGGAUAUCUUGGGAGGAUGGAAUGAAGGUGUUUGAAGAGUUGCUGUUAGAUGCUGACUGGAGUGUGAAUGCAGGCAUGUGGAUGUGGCUCUCUUGCAGUUCAUUCUUCCAGCAGUUCUUCCAUUGCUACUGUCCUGUUGGCUUUGGCAAAAGAAUUGAUCCUAAUGGCGACUUCAUCAGACAUUAUCUUCCAAUUCUGAAGCGCUUUCCAGCCAAAUACAUCUAUGAACCCUGGAAUGCCCCUGAAAAUGUGCAGAAGACUGCCAAGUGUAUUAUUGGUAAAGAUUAUCCUGUACCCAUGGUCAAUCAUUCAGAAGUCAGUCGGAUCAACAUGGAACGAAUGCGUCAAGUCUAUCACCGUUUAACCAUGAGAAGUUCAGCUACAAUACCAAAACAGAUUCAUUCUCGAGAAGGGCUGCAGUACUCAAAGCACUCUAAACCAAUGGACAUAUGCUUUCAUGGGACUUCUAAGCAUGAUAAACGUUAUGACCAACACUUUAUGUUGAAGAGCUACUAG
Molecule: messenger RNA, 1638 nt
Organism: Acanthosepion pharaonis
Lineage: Eukaryota; Metazoa; Mollusca; Cephalopoda; Sepiida; Sepiidae
Source: the annotation of a GenBank genome assembly